Messenger RNA from Struthio camelus australis, 1216 nucleotides. NCBI's taxonomy places the organism in Eukaryota, Metazoa, Chordata, Aves, Struthioniformes, Struthionidae. The record is from RefSeq and is a predicted model, not a curated record.
GUCGCCGGCUCUCCCCCUCAGGAAGGUCACGCGUCGGAGCAGGAGCCGCCGCCGCCGAAGGCGGAGAGCGAAGACUCCGUCUUUCUCAUCAGGGCGCAGGGCUUCCCCUUCUCGUGCACCGAGGAAGACGUGCUGACCUUUUUCGACAGCUGUAGAAUUCGAAACGGUGAGAACGGCAUACACUUCCUCUUAAACAGGGAUGGGAGACGCAGGGGAGAUGCCUUGAUUGAGCUGGAGUCAAAAGCAGAUGUCCAGAGAGCCUUGGAAAAGCACUUGAGAUACAUGGGCCCACGCUACGUGAAAGUUUUUGAAGUACACGAUAGAGAUGUAGAAGGCUUGUUGCAGAGUCUGCGGGAUGAGUCACAAGCCAUUAACGAUGGAGUUGUACUACUCAGAGGCCUUCCGUUCAGCUCCACUGAAGAUGAUAUUUCAGAUUUCUUCGCAGGUUUGAGCAUAACUGACAUAGCUUUCGUUAACCGGGGAGACAGAAGAACAGGAGAAGCUUACGUGCAGUUUGCAGCUCCAGAAAUGGCAGCUAAAGCCCUCUUAAGGCACAGAGAAUACAUUGGGAAUAGGUACAUAGAAGUCUAUAUAAGUAGAAAGCAUCAAAUGCAAAGGCACGUGAUAAAUCACAAGCAGAUGUUGACUUACCCAAGAGUGGGUAAAGAACAUGAAUCGGUUUUUGAAGAAAGAGGAUUGAGUGGCGCAGGAGGCUCCAGGGCCAGAAGCGAGAACAAACCGUAUAGCGAAGUAACAGAAAGGUCCGGGCCAGUUUCAGAACCUGGGAAUACCUCAUUGUCGCAGCAUUUUGUCCACGUGAGGGGUUUUCCUACCCAAGCUAGCGCCCAAGACAUAAUAAAUUUUUUUGCUCCCUUGAAGCCCACAAGGGUCAUGGUAGAAUACAACUCCCAUGGAGAAGCCACAGGAGAAGCGGACGUACAGUUUGAGAGCCACGAGGAGGCAGUUGCUGCAAUGGCCAAGGAGGGGUCACCCAUGCAGUGCAGCUCCAUUGAAUUGUUCCUGAAAGCACAGCCAAAGGUCAAACAAGAUUGCUAGUGACAGUGGAACGAUACUAGAUUUGGCCAAAGCGAACACAUUCCGUGGUUAUCAUCAUAAAGUUGAAGUACAGGUGUCGCUGCUCAGUGGCAAGGAUAAACUGUAUAAAAUAAUUUAGUUUGGCUUUAUGUAAAAGCAUGUAAUAAAUUGCCUUGACAUA